AUGGACUCCAACAUCUCCCAAGCCUUCCGAAAGGAACUCACCUGCUGCAUCUGCUUGAACUACCUUACAGACCCUGUCACCAUAGGCUGUGGGCACAGCUUCUGUAGGCCCUGUCUAUACAUUUCCUGGGAAGAAGCCAAAACUACCCGUUGUCCUCUAUGUGGGGAAACAUCAAAGAAGACAGACAUCAAAUCCAAUAUUCUUGUGAAGAAUCUGGUGUCCCUUGCUAGACAAGCCAGUCUCUGCCAGUUCCUGAGCUCUGAGGAUCAGAUGUGUGGGACACACAAGGAGACAAAGAAGAUGUUCUGUGAAGAGAGCAAGAACCUACUCUGUUUGCUCUGUUCUUCCUCUCAGGAGCACGAGGCUCACAGACACUGUUCCAUUGAAUACACUGUUGAGAAGUACCGGGAGAAGCUUUUAAAACAAAUGAGGUCUUUAUGGGAAAAGAUCCAAGAAAAUCAGAGAAAUCUAAACGAGGAGUGCAGAAUAAUCAACUUGUGGACGAAUUUGGAAGACACAUUGACAAGGAGUGAGUCCGUGCAACUGCACAUGCCCCAGCCUGUGAACCCAGCGCUCAGUGCCAGGCCCAUCACUGGACUGAUAGACAGGUUCAACCAAUUCCAAGUGAACAUUUCCUUGAAUUAUGAAACAAGCAGUCACGAUAUCAUGCUGUCUGAUGAUGUGAGAAGUUUGAUAUUUAGACAUGACCUUCAAGAGGUGCCUUUUCCAUCUGGAAGAUCCAACUACUUUGCUACAUGGGGAGACCAGGCCUUCACCUCUGGAAAACACUACUGGGAGAUGCAUGUGGACAGCUCUUGGGACUGGGCUAUAGGGGUCUGUAAGGAUACUUGGCUAAGGAAGAACUGCUCAGUGAUUGAAUCUGGGGACACAUUUCUUCUUUUAUGUGUGAAGGGGGAUAAUGGUUACCAUCUUUUCACCACCUCCCCAGUGCUUUCUCAGUACAUAGAGAAACCUCUGUGGAAGGUUGGUGUGUUUGUUGAUUUUAACAGUGGAAGUGUGAGUUUUGUUAAUGUUGCCAAAAAUUCCCUCAUAUGGGAAUACCCCCCUUACUCCUUCAAUUACUCGCUCCGGCCUUUUUUUUGCACUGGCCACACAUGAUCGUGGAGAAGUGAGGAACUUGGGAACUCUAUAUCUGAAGGAGCCCACACACGAUCAUGGAGAAGUGAGGAACUUGGGAACUCCAUAUCUGAAGGAGCCCAUCUCAGCUGAAGCUGAUCAGUCAUACUUUACUCUCCCUUAGGUUGUUCCAUUUUAAUGUAACUUUGUUUUAUCAUUGGUAAAAAUAAAGCUGGUGUGGCAAUGCAAAAUUUGUUGGCUUAAUUGUCUUUCAAUUAAAAUCAAGUCCUGUGGUGCUUUUCCUGAAAGACAUACUCUUUUUAUUCACCUCAUUUGUGAGUUGGCUAGAGUUACAAGAGUAUAUGACUGUGGGAUUCCAUCUUAACAGUUAAAUGCAGGAACACAGAGUGUUUGCAUCAUAAAGAAACUUGGUUAUCUGCAGUGCAAAUGUCAGUCUGAAAUAUUCUACUCCCUCAUCAUGAUCUAGUAAAAUCAUACUCAACAAUUCACCCUUGUUGGUGUUAGGUGUCAGGAAGUCGACUCUGACUCAUAGCAACCCUGUGUACAACAGAAGGAAGCACUGCCCAGUCAUGUGCCACUUCACAGUCUUUGCUGUGCUUGAGCCCAUUGUUGCAGCCACAGUGUCAAUCCAUCUCCUUUAGGGUCAUACUUUUUUUCAUUGACCUUUCACUUUACCAAGCACGAUGUCCCUCUCUAGAGGCUGAUCCCUCCUGAUAACUUGUCCAAACUGCUUGAGACAAAGCCUCACCAUCCUUGCUUCUAGGGAGCAUUCUUGUACUUCUUUCAAGACAGAUUUGUUCUUUCUUCUGGCAGUCAAUGAUAUGUUCAAUGUUUUUCUCCAACGACAUAAUUCAAAGUCGCCAAUUCUUAUUUGGUAUUCCUUACUCAUUGUCCAGGUUUCACAUGCAUAUGAGGCGACUGAAAAUACUGUGGCUUGUGUCAG
Messenger RNA from Loxodonta africana (African savanna elephant), 2041 nucleotides. Its product is annotated as E3 ubiquitin-protein ligase TRIM48-like. The transcript is spliced from 5 exons. Gene Ontology annotation, biological process: regulation of gene expression; innate immune response; protein ubiquitination. Gene Ontology annotation, cellular component: cytoplasm. NCBI's taxonomy places the organism in Eukaryota, Metazoa, Chordata, Mammalia, Proboscidea, Elephantidae. Bases 1 to 1119 code for a protein of 372 amino acids. The record is from RefSeq and is a predicted model, not a curated record. Gene Ontology annotation, molecular function: ubiquitin protein ligase activity; protein binding; zinc ion binding.